Messenger RNA from Cooperia oncophora, 210 nucleotides. The record is from the annotation of a GenBank genome assembly. Lineage: Eukaryota; Metazoa; Nematoda; Chromadorea; Rhabditida; Trichostrongylidae.
AUGAUACACAUGUCAAGUGAUGCCAACCGUUUGCUGGAAGAAGUUGGAGGAUAUCGCACCGAAAAAAGAGGAGAAGUUAUAAUAAAGGGAAAGGGAGUUAUGGAGACGUACUGGUUGCUCGGAGUCGCUGAAAGAUCCAUAUCUCCAGCGAGACCAGAAACUGGAUCUGCUGGAGAAGAUUCAGGGACUGCUUCAGUUCAUGAGGAGUAG